Molecule: messenger RNA, 465 nt
Organism: Medioppia subpectinata
Lineage: Eukaryota; Metazoa; Arthropoda; Arachnida; Sarcoptiformes; Oppiidae
Source: the annotation of a GenBank genome assembly
UGCACCGAAACUGACGAUGGAUUCACUGCCGAUCAGUACGACUGCUCCGCAGGUCUGGCCUUCGAUGAGGAGUCCGGCAAAUGCGUGAAGGAGUCCGACACCACUGCCUGUCCCAAGAAGUCUAAGGGAUCCGGUGGUGACAGUAAGAUCAGCGGCCCCUCCGACCAGAUUAAGGACAGACCGCGGUUUACGCCCAGACCUACAUCUACUACACCCAAAAAGCCCACCACUAAAGAUCUCACCACCACUGAAGCGACCGAUGAAGAACAGACGGCCAGUUCUAUCGCUCCGGAGGACGACAGCAGCACCGCAUCCGACACCACCACCACUGCCGCCGACGAAGAGUCGUCUACUAAGCCAUCGGACGAGACCACCACCACUGCCGACGAAGAGUCUCCGUCCACAAAGUCUUCAGACGAGACCACAACCACUGCCACCACCACUGAAGACAGCACUCAGGAGUCG